UUUCCUUUUUUCCAAUAUCAUUAGUUAUUUUUAUUUUUAAAAGUAUUAAUAUUUCAAAUUUUAAACUUACAAACAAAUAAAUAAAGAACAAAAUAUGAUGAAGUGGAACAAAAUAAAAUGGAAUGAAGCGAAAUCACGACAGAAUAUAACAGAACGGAACGAAACGGAAUGAAACAAUUUAGUAAUUCGAACCAAGAUGGUACUGGAAAGUACGAUGAUAUGUGUUGACAACAGCGAUUAUAUGAGAAAUGGAGAUUUUUUACCAACACGACUGCAAGCACAACAAGAUGCUGUUAAUUUAGUUUGUCAUUCAAAAACACGAUCGAAUCCCGAAAAUAAUGUUGGUUUGAUAACACUAGCUAAUGUUGAAGUAUUAGCUACACUUACUAGUGACGUAGGCAGAAUUUUAUCAAAACUUCAUCAAGUCCAACCAAAUGGUAACCUAAGUUUAAUUACAGGAAUACGCAUUGCACAUUUAGCAUUGAAACAUCGUCAAGGUAAAAAUCAUAAAAUGCGUAUUGUGGCUUUUAUUGGUAGUCCUAUAGAAAUUGAUGAGAAAGAACUUGUAAAAUUAGCAAAAAGAUUAAAAAAAGAGAAAGUUAAUGUAGAUGUGAUUAGUUUUGGUGAAGAAAGCAUUAACAAUGAAGUGUUAACAGCUUUUAUCAAUGCUCUUAAUGGAAAAGAUGGAACAGGCAGUCAUUUAGUCACAGUUCCACCUGGGCCACAUUUAUCUGAUGCAUUGAUUUCUUCUCCUAUUAUUCAAGGAGAAGAUGGAAUGGGUGGUACAGGUAUGGGAGGGUCUGCUUAUGAAUUUGGUGUUGAUCCAAAUGAAGACCCAGAAUUGGCAUUGGCAUUACGUGUUUCUAUGGAAGAGCAACGUCAGCGUCAAGAAGAUGAAGCACGUCGUGCACAAGCUAAUGAAGCAGCUACAAAUAAACCACCAGAAACGAUUAAAGAAGUGCAUAAUGAAGAAGCAAUGUUAAAGCGUGCUCUUGCUAUGUCACUUGAGGGUGCAGAAACAUCAUCAUCAACAGCUGAUAAUACUGUUCCUGCUAACAUAAAUGCACCUGAUUUUGCACGCAUGACCGAGGAAGAACAAAUUGCUUUUGCUAUGCAGAUGUCUAUGCAAGAUCAACAAGAACUUGAAUCUCUAAAAGAAGAAGCAAUGGAAGUUGAAGAAGAUUAUGCUGCUGUAAUGUCUGAUCCAGCAUUCUUACAAUCUGUUUUGGAAAAUUUACCAGGUGUUGAUCCUCAUUCAGAAGCUGUUCGUCAAGCCGUUGGAUCUCUUCAACAAAACAAGGAUAAGGACAAAGAAAAAGAGAAAGAAAAGGACAAAGAUAAGGACAAAGAUAAGGACAAAGAUAAAGACAAGGAAAAAAAAUAAAUUUGUGCUCAUUAAAUAUUCUUUAUAUUAAUCAAUGUUCUUUGAAUAUCUUAUACCAAAUAUAAGUUCGAAUUUUUCAGAACUUUA
Messenger RNA from Apis laboriosa (Himalayan honeybee), 1471 nucleotides. RefSeq names its product 26S proteasome non-ATPase regulatory subunit 4 (gene Rpn10). The record is from RefSeq and is a predicted model, not a curated record. The transcript is spliced from 6 exons. NCBI's taxonomy places the organism in Eukaryota, Metazoa, Arthropoda, Insecta, Hymenoptera, Apidae. Gene Ontology annotation, molecular function: polyubiquitin modification-dependent protein binding. The coding region runs from base 197 to 1384 and encodes 395 amino acids. Gene Ontology annotation, biological process: proteasome-mediated ubiquitin-dependent protein catabolic process. Gene Ontology annotation, cellular component: nucleus; cytosol; proteasome regulatory particle, base subcomplex.